ACUCGGGACGUUUCCCAAGAACGGAUCAGCUUGGGGACCAGAUUUUCAGAACGGAAGAGGAGCAGGUUGCAGACAUGAGUGACGAAUCAAACGGGAAUCCCAUUGAAGAUAGCCUGCUUCAGCUGAGAUGCCACUUCACCUGGGAGCUGCUAGUUGAAGACACUGAGAUGCCCGAUUUAGAGAACAGGAUCUUGGAUGAGAUUGAGUUCCUAGACACCAAAUACAACGCGGGCAUACACAACCUGCUGGCCUACGUCCGACACCUGAAAGGCCAGACUCGGGAGGCCCUGGGGAGCCUGAAGGAAGCCGAAGACCUGAUCCAGCAGGAACACGGCGACCGAUCGGCUGUGAGAAGCCUGGUCACCUGGGGCAACUACGCCUGGCUGUAUCACCACAUGGGCAGGCUGGCGGAGGCCCAGACUUACCUGGACAGGGUGGCGAACACUUGUGAGAGGUUUGCAGCCCCCUCCUGCUACAGGCUGGACUGUCCUCAGAUGGACUGUGAGGAAGGGUGGGCCUUGCUGAAGUGUGGAGGAAAGAACUACGAGCGGGCCAAGGCCUGCUUCGAAAAGGCUCUGGCAGCGGAGCCUGAGAACCCCGAAUUCAGCACUGGGUAUGCAAUCACCAUCUAUCGCCUGGACGGCUUCAACAAAGCGACCCAGGUCAGCGACGCAUUUUGUCUGCAGCCUCUAAAAGAGGCCAUCAGGCUAAACCCAGAAGACGCGUAUAUCAAGGCUCUGCUCGCCCUGAAGCUUCAGGACGUGGGCCAAGAAGCCCAAGGAGAAAAGUACGUCGAAGAGGCACUGACCAACAUGUCCUCGCAGACCUACGUCUUUCGAUACGCGGCCAAGUUUUACCGCAGGAAAGGCGCUCUGGAUAAAGCUCUUCAGCUCUUAAAGAGGGCCCUGCAGGCCACGCCCUCCUCCGUUUUCCUGCAUCACCAGAUGGGGCUUUGUUACAAGGCACGCAUGAUCGAAAUCAAGAGAGCGGCAAACUGGCAGCCCAGAGGACAGGAUAGAGACAAUGUCCACAGAUUGGUUCGCUUGGCUAUACGUGAAAUUCAAAAGACUCUGAUGCUAAGGCCCACAUUUGAGUUGGCUUAUGUUGAACUGGCUUACAUGUAUGCAGAAAUAGGCCAACACACAAAGGCUGAGGACGCCUUUCAGAAAGUGUUGCACAUGAAGAACAUCAACGAUCAUCUGCAACAAGAGAUUCAUUACUGCUAUGGCCAUUUCCAAGAACUUCACAAGAUAUCUGUGGAUAAAGCAAUCACCCAUUAUUUAAAAGGUCUCAAAAUAAGAAGCAUCUCCCGCACCAGGGAAAAAAUUCUCAGCGCCCUAGAGAAGUUAGCUAAAAGACGUAUUCAUCAGAAUGUACGUGUGGUGGAAAGUUUCAGCAUCCUUGGGCUCAUCCACAAAUUGAAAGGGGAAGUGAGUGAGGCCCUGGUGUGUUAUGAGAAGGCUCUCAGGCUGGCUGCUGACUCCAAUGCCAUGGUCUGAAACAGAGGUCACCAUUACUUGUUUAAUGUCAUAACUAAAUAUAGCCAACACCUUCCUGAUCGCUGCUUUCAGGAACAUGUGACAUGCUGAAAUACAAGAGUUGAUACAACACAGGCUGUGCUGCCUGCUGAGUGCCGCCCCCCCCCCACCAUUUUCUUUCCCCUCCUGUCCAUGUGUAACACAUCCCUGUACUCAUUGGCCAAGGUCAGUUGAUGCUUUUGGGGGCACCUAUCACCUGCUAGGCCAACAGAAGCUCUUUUCCCUAUGGCUUUGCAUGGGGAAAGGGUGCAUGGGUGGCUUCCGUCCUCCAUCUGCCUGGUCUCCGAAACAGAGGAGUCUUAAACAGGGAAGAUUUCAGCCCCUCCUGGGCCCAGCACACCGGUCACACGCCAGUGUAGCUCUGUGCACACACCCCUGUCUCUGUAGGAGCACACACACAGGACGUCCGUGCCUUGGUCCGAAGACACUUCCGCUGGUUGGCUCACACACUCAAAGCAUGAAUUCCUGGAGACAGUCAUCCUGAGCCAAGAGCAUGGGCUGCUCAUAUACACAUGCACCACGUGUAUCUCUCUCCACACACACUGAUUCUGGAGCUCACACAGGCCCAUUCCUGCGGACUUGUGCACAUACACAUUCUGUAUUUGGAAAAUUCCUGACACUGUAACCCAGUCAGAAGUUUAAAAAAAAAAA
Messenger RNA from Lynx canadensis (Canada lynx), 2189 nucleotides. RefSeq names its product interferon-induced protein with tetratricopeptide repeats 1B. Gene Ontology annotation, cellular component: cytosol. Gene Ontology annotation, molecular function: RNA binding; protein binding. The coding region runs from base 75 to 1499 and encodes 474 amino acids. The transcript has 2 exons. Gene Ontology annotation, biological process: defense response to virus. Lineage: Eukaryota; Metazoa; Chordata; Mammalia; Carnivora; Felidae. The record is from RefSeq and is a predicted model, not a curated record.